Messenger RNA from Pelobates fuscus (common spadefoot toad), 999 nucleotides. RefSeq names its product protein DVR-1-like. Gene Ontology annotation, cellular component: extracellular region. The transcript has 2 exons. Gene Ontology annotation, molecular function: cytokine activity; growth factor activity. The record is from RefSeq and is a predicted model, not a curated record. NCBI's taxonomy places the organism in Eukaryota, Metazoa, Chordata, Amphibia, Anura, Pelobatidae.
AUGGGUUUAUUAUACAAGAGUAAACCAGUCAGUCCUCCGCCUAUCCCCCAAAUACUGUGGAGCAUCUUCAAUAAGAGUAAUGCAUUUCAAAAUCAGGAUGACAUGCUUGCCCUGUGCUUUGUGGAGGAAUUCAAUGUUCCUGGCAGUACCAUUAGAGUAUUUAAAGAUCAUGGUGUGUAAUUUAUUAUUCCUCGUAACACCUCCACUUUAGGACCUCCUUUCUGUCAGAAAAAAAGACUUAAUUUUAAUCUGUCUGUGAUUGGAAAAGAGGAACAGGUGACGAUGAGUCGGUUGGAAAUAAAAUUCAAUCAGAAUAAACGACAUCGCAGGGUAUUUGACCUACGCUUAUACCAGAUCCUUAAUGCAUCCUUCCAUGCUGUAGACCAGGAAGAGACUAGGAGGAAGCUUUUAGUGGUGCAAACUGUCCGCCUCCCCCAACAACCACUGCAUAUAAAUUUGACCGAGGUUUGUAAAAAUUGGAGAACCACUAAUAAGAAUCUUGGCCUUGACUUGGAGAUUGUUCCAAGAAAAGAAUCUUCCUUGAUGUCCAUUUCUAUGGAGCAAUGCAAGGGUUUUCGAACAUAUGCAUCUACCACCCUGCUCACAGUGACUCUCAACACUUGGCAGUGUCUAAACUCACAAAGAAAAAUGAGAUUUAACAAGAUGCCUUCAACAUUCGUUAAAAACUGCAAAAAGCUGAGCAUCUAUGUUGACUUUAAAGAUCUAGGAUUACAAAAUUGGCUAGUUGCUCCCAAAGGUUUCAGCUUUAAUUACUGCAAUGGAAAUUGCCUACCUCAAUUCACAAAAGUUCAACAUGAAGUAAACCGUUCCACUGGGCAGGCUAUGACCAUAUCUAGGAGAUCUGAGGAUGUCUCUGGACCUUGUUGCAUCCCAGUAAAGAUGUCUCCAGUCUCGAUGUUAUUCUAUGAUAAUGAGGAUAAUGUUGUCCUGAAACAAUAUGAAAAUAUGUCUGUGGAUGAAUGUGACUGCGUGAUUUAA